Messenger RNA from Colletotrichum higginsianum IMI 349063, 1143 nucleotides. RefSeq names its product Protein disulfide isomerase. The transcript is spliced from 4 exons. Lineage: Eukaryota; Fungi; Ascomycota; Sordariomycetes; Glomerellales; Glomerellaceae. The record is from RefSeq and is a predicted model, not a curated record. Gene Ontology annotation, biological process: response to endoplasmic reticulum stress; protein folding. Gene Ontology annotation, cellular component: endoplasmic reticulum. Gene Ontology annotation, molecular function: protein disulfide isomerase activity. Bases 1 to 1143 code for a protein of 380 amino acids.
AUGUCGUUCAAGACUCUCUUGCCCCUCCUGGCGCUCGCCGGCGCGGGAUGGGGCUGGCAGCACAAGACCGAGGCCGAGGUCCGCGAUGCCCUCAAAUCGAACGAGUUCAGCCUGGUGGCGUCCCUUGAGCAGCACUGGUCCUCCGUCGAGGAGGACAUCCCGACCGCCUUCUCGGUCGACUGCCCGUCCACCGCCUCGCUGUGCGCCGACCUCGACGUCGCCUCGUUCCCCGCCAUCCGGCUGUACCACCAGGACGGCACGAAACACCACUUCCGCGGCCCCAGAAAGGCUUCCGAAAUCACCGCCUUCGUCCGCCGCAUGCUCCGCCCCGCCGUGACGCCCCUCGACGACAAGAAGGCCGUCAACUCCUUCCGUGACGCCGACGACGUCGUCGUCGUCGCCCACCUCGCCGCCUCCGAGGAGGGCCUGCGCGAGCGCUUCGCCGAGCUCGCCGCCCGCCGCCGCGACCGCCACACCUUCGGCCUCGUCACCGUCGACGAGGCCCCCGGCCGCGUCGCCUGCUACAACAACCCGGACGGCGCCUUCCACAUGACCUCGGAGCUGGACGCCCCCGGCGCCAUGGACGAGAUGCUGCGCAAGUGCGCCUCGCAGCUGGUCCCGCGUCUGACGCGCCGCAACGAGGCCGAGCACCUGAGUACCGGAAAGUCGCUGACGUACUUCUUCUCCCGGAACGAGGGAACCCUCGACGCCUGGACGUCCGCCGUCAAGUCCCUGGCCCGCAAGUACCACAAGUACAUCACCUUCGUCACCGUCGACCUCGGCGAGUACCCCGAGAUGCCGGCCCUCUUUGGCCUGCCGGCGGACGCGGCCGAGGGCGUCGCCGUGCACAACCCGACCGUCGGCAUGGCGUUCCCCUUCAAGGGCGGCGAGAUCACCGUCGAGGCCGUCGAGCAGCACAUCAUCGACAUCUCCGAGGGUAACGCCGACGCGUGGCAGGUGGGCGAGCCGGGGCCGGAGGAGGAGAAGGAGGAGGAGGAGGAAGAGGCGGUGGUGGUGCAGGAAGAGGUGCAGAAGGCGCAGAAAGAAAGCGAGGACGAGAGGGCGGCGGCUCAAGAGGACAAGAAGGCCGAGGAGUCCGAUGUGGCUGGCGAGGAGAAGUCCGCGGCGCACGACGAGCUCUGA